AUGGUCGUCAGCGACGAAUUGGAAAUUUCCAGCGAAGUGGUAGCUUCGAUCCCCUUAUCUGAUAGCGUCGAUCUAUCGGAUGAGAACAACUACCCAGAAGGAGGUCUCAAGGCCUGGUCUGUUGUUCUUGGAGCAUGGUGUGCAAUGGUCCCUUCGAUGGGAUUAUUGAAUAGUUUGGGGGUUCUACAAGCGUGGACGAGCACACAUCAGUUGAAGGACUAUUCGGAGUCGAGUAUUGGUUGGAUUUAUGGCUCUUAUGCAUUCUUUCUAUACAUUGCCGGAGCGCAGACGGGUCCGAUCUUCGAUACAUAUGGCUCCAAGUUUGUGAUCAUCCCAGGGUCUAUCGGGAUGGUGGUUUCCAUGGUGUGUUUCAGUUUCAGCGAAGAAUACUACCAAAUCUUCCUCUCCUUCAGCGUCCUCGGUGGCCUAUCAGCCUGCACGCUCUUCACCCCAGCAAUUUCAACAGUCGGCCACUGGUUCAACCUCCGCCGCGCCUGGGCAACAGGUGUAGCAUGUACAGCCGGUGGAAUCGGCGGAGUGAUCUUCCCCCUAAUAAUCCUCUACGCGGCACCCAAGAUCGGUUUCCCAUGGGCAAUCCGGAUCAUCGCACUGCUCUCUGCGAUACUAUGUGCAUGUGCAUGUCUAUUGCUUGAGACACGGCUACCCCGAAACAAAAAAGCCGGAGCAUCGGUUGAUUUCCGCGCGCUGAGGGAUGUCAAAUAUGCUUCUACGACUGCAGCUGUUUUCUUGGUUGAAUUCGCGGUUUUCAUACCCAUUACCUAUAUUGCAUCAUAUGCAAUCUCUGUCGGUGUGGAUGAUACGAUGUCCUACCUGCUAAUACCAUUUUUGAAUGUUGGUGCUAUACCGGGUCGAUUCCUGCCAGGCUUGGUAGCUGAUAGAGUUGGUCGUUUCAACGUGAUGGUGUUGACAUCGUUGCUGUGUUCGAUAUUGACGCUGGCUUUGUGGAUGAAGGCUGGCGAUGAUUUGACGGCAAUUAUUUGUUAUGCUGUUUUCUUUGGGUUUUGGAGUGGUGCUGCUAUUAGUCUCACGCCUGUUUGUAUUUCUCAGGUUUGUGCGACUGAUGAUUAUGGGAAGCGGACUGGGACGACGUUUACUAUUAGUAGUGUUGGGACUCUUGUUGGGAUUCCCAUCGCUGGGGCAAUUUUGGAGCGUGAUAGUGGAGGGUAUGGGGGUUUGAUUGUCUUUGGUGGUGUGCUUUAUUUGGCGGCUACGGUUGCGUUUGUUGUUGCUCGGGGGAUUUGUGCUGGAUGGUCUUUGGAUCUCAAGUUUUAG
Penicillium canescens is the source of this 1293-nucleotide messenger RNA. Its product is annotated as putative oxalate/formate antiporter. Gene Ontology annotation, molecular function: transmembrane transporter activity. Gene Ontology annotation, biological process: transmembrane transport. The transcript is spliced from 3 exons. The coding region runs from base 1 to 1293 and encodes 430 amino acids. Lineage: Eukaryota; Fungi; Ascomycota; Eurotiomycetes; Eurotiales; Aspergillaceae. Gene Ontology annotation, cellular component: fungal-type vacuole membrane. The record is from RefSeq and is a predicted model, not a curated record.